CAUUUGGUUGUUGGGCUGGGGUCCCAGCAGCUGCAGGCGGACUAACAGGUGCACAUUCCACAAUGCCUAGUCACUUCCCCUGCCACUUGAUCCCAGUUCACUUGAGCCAGGGAGUCAGCCUUAGAGAGAGCAGAGAGGCAGUGGCAAAACCAUGAUUCCAAGAGUGCUGCUGCUGGGAACCCUAGGGAUCCUGUUCUCCAUGAACGGGGCAAGAGGCACCUUGGCGGAAGGUCAACUCCUGGAAAAGCUUUUCUCCGGUUAUGAUAACUCUGUGAGGCCCGCACGGGAUCUUGGGGACCGCGUGCCGGUUAGCAUCGGCCUAACCCUAACACAGAUCAUCAGUUUGAACGAGAAAGACGAGGAGUUAAUCACCAAAGUGUAUGUGGAUCUGGCAUGGACAGAUUACAGACUGAGCUGGAAUCCUGCGGAACAUGAGGGGAUAGACUCACUGAGGAUUGCUUCGGAUUCUGUGUGGCUCCCGGAUGUAGUGCUCAUGAACAACAAUGAUGGAAACUUUGAUGUCUCUCUAAAUAUCCAUGUGUUGGUAACUUCAGACGGCUCAGUGCAUUGGCUGCCCCCUGCUGUUUACCGAAGCAGCUGUAGUAUCCAGGUCACCUACUUCCCUUUCGACUGGCAGAAUUGCACUAUGGUCUUCAGUUCUUACAGUUAUGACAGCACUCAGGUCAGCCUGAGCCCAGGGCUUGGUCUGGAUGGACAGCAGAGGAAUGAGAUAUACAUCCAUGGGGGAAAUUACAUUGAGAAUGGCCAGUGGGAAAUAAUCCAUAAAUCCUCAAGACUGAAUGGCCCCUCGGGAGGACAAGGAGGCAAGGAAGGAGAGCGCCACGAUGUCACCUUCUAUCUCAUCAUUCGAAGGAAGCCACUCUUCUACCUCGUCAAUGUCAUAAUUCCCUGUGUACUCAUCACUCUCCUUGCCAUUUUUGUCUUCUAUCUGCCCCCAGAUGCUGGAGAGAAGAUGACACUGUCCAUCUUUGCCCUGCUGACCCUGACAGUGUUCCUGCUGCUGCUGGCCAGUAAGAUUCCUGAGACAUCACUGGCUGUUCCCAUUAUCGUCAAGUACCUGAUGUUCACUAUGAUAUUAGUCACCUUCUCAGUUAUACUCAGUGUUGUUGUCCUCAACUUGCAUCACCGAUCUCCUCAUACCCACCAAAUGCCCCUUUGGAUCUGUCAGAUCUUCAUCCACAAACUCCCCUGGUACUUGGGAAUGAAGAGGCCAAAGGUGGAAAGAACACUGAGGCCUGAUCCUCCAGUCCUGGCACUUAAGGACUUUCCAAGCAGUGGCUGGGGUCGAGCCACAGACGAAUAUUUCAUCCGAAAGCCUCCAGGGGAUUUCUCUAAAACCAACAGGUAUCAACCUGAACUUUCGCCUCCGGACCUUCGGCGUUUUAUCAAUGGGGAUCCAAGCGGGAGUCGGAGGCUGCCCCCGGAGCUACGGGAGGUAGUGACCUCCAUAAGCUACAUCGCUCGGCAGUUGCAAGAGCAAGAGGAUUACGAAGACCUGAAGGAGGAUUGGCAAUAUGUGGCUAUGGUGGUGGACCGCCUCUUCUUGUGGACCUUCAUCAUUUUCACCAGCGUGGGAACACUCUUUAUUUUCCUAGAUGCCUCCUAUCACCUGCCCCCUUCCGAACCCUUCCCCUAAAUCGACCCUGAUCCCUAAGAGUGGCCGAUGUGGAAUAUACCCGCAGGAGCCCUAUGCCUACCUAGAUUGUCUUCCCCUUAGUUUACUUGGUCGGGAUCCAGUACCCACCCCUCCCCCCCAAUUAAAAACUCCCUAGAAGUGCCUCAGUCUUGUGUUUUCUAUAAAUCCUACUUGCCUGCUCAAUCUUUAUGUGUACAUGUGCUUAAUAAAUAUGUUCUAAAUUGUA
Messenger RNA from Monodelphis domestica (gray short-tailed opossum), 1883 nucleotides. RefSeq names its product cholinergic receptor nicotinic beta 1 subunit (gene CHRNB1). Gene Ontology annotation, biological process: monoatomic ion transmembrane transport. The record is from RefSeq and is a predicted model, not a curated record. Gene Ontology annotation, molecular function: transmembrane signaling receptor activity; acetylcholine-gated monoatomic cation-selective channel activity. NCBI's taxonomy places the organism in Eukaryota, Metazoa, Chordata, Mammalia, Didelphimorphia, Didelphidae. Gene Ontology annotation, cellular component: postsynaptic membrane.